GCUGGUUGGUGGCGUGCGUCCUCUCCAUCAUCAGCUCGACUAUGCUUGCCCUCCACCUCCUCCUCCACCAUCCAUGGCUCUCGACGCAUAUUAUGACGUGCAUAUGCCUCCGCCAUCGCCAUGCUCAUCUGACGCAAUGAGUCGCUAUGCGUCAGCAGAGGACCUUCAAUCGCUCGACAAGAGUGACGACAAUGGAGAGGAGGACAUCGGUAACGGAGAGGCAAACGCCAUUGAUAUGAAGGCUGAGGAGUUCAUCGCAAUGUUCUACAAACAGAUGAGACUGCAGAGGCUGGACUCGCUUAAAAUUCACGGUGAAGCAGCAAAGAAAGAGGAGCAACUGGAUUCGUCGGAGAUCGUCGAGGAGGAAGCGACGACCGAAAAAGCUGCGGAGGACGCCGCAGCGGAAGAAGCUGCAUGCUGAGAAAUAGAUGGCCUCGUUUCAAAGCAACGGGGUGGGGGAAUUUGGCACGGGGCUGGGUUUGUGAUCUGAUCCAAAGGAAUAAAUGACCAAAGCUGAAAGUUUUCAUGUUUCUCUGAAACGAUUAGGAUCAUGUUUUUUUUUUUUUUUUUUUUUUUGUGUGUGGGAGAAUAGAGAGAAUGUGUGACCAUGCAGGAGAUUGUUACUGCACAGAGAAAAUGACUUGGAAAACUGAGGUUUAACUUCCGCACCAUUUUCGACGAGGUUUAUAUUAUGCAGGGUUGAUUGUUGCUGAGUUUAA
Molecule: messenger RNA, 719 nt
Organism: Asparagus officinalis (garden asparagus)
Lineage: Eukaryota; Viridiplantae; Streptophyta; Magnoliopsida; Asparagales; Asparagaceae
Exons: 1
Coding region: 74-421 (115 amino acids)
Source: RefSeq, a predicted model, not a curated record